Echinococcus granulosus is the source of this 1089-nucleotide messenger RNA. Its product is annotated as putative trans-2-enoyl-CoA reductase. Gene Ontology annotation, cellular component: mitochondrion. NCBI's taxonomy places the organism in Eukaryota, Metazoa, Platyhelminthes, Cestoda, Cyclophyllidea, Taeniidae. Gene Ontology annotation, molecular function: trans-2-enoyl-CoA reductase (NADPH) activity. The transcript is spliced from 3 exons. Bases 1 to 1089 code for a protein of 362 amino acids. Gene Ontology annotation, biological process: fatty acid metabolic process. The record is from RefSeq and is a predicted model, not a curated record.
AUGCAGGCCUUGAGAAGCAUCCUACGUAUAGUGAAACCAAGUUUUCUUUCCAGAAAUGUUUCAAGCUGGCAAAUUGCACUUAAUGAGCAUGGUGAACCCCUCGAUGUUCUCUACGAUCGGGUCGUGGACAUCGGGACCCCGAAAAACAAGGAAGUCCUUGUUAAUUAUCGUUUUUGCCCAAUCAAUCCCUCCGAUAUUAAUGCUAUCCAAGGAACAUAUCCACUAAAGCCAUCAUUGCCAGCUGUCCCAGGAAAUGAAGGUGCAGGAUAUGUUUUGGAAUGUGGACCUGGAGUUUCUAAACUCAAACCUGGUGAUCUUAUCAUUCCUGCGAAACCGGGUUUGGGAACCUGGCGCAAUGUCGCUAUCUACGACGAAUCUGAUUUAUUUUGUUUAAACCCCAGGCUCGAUGUUAGACAGGCGGCUGUGCUUUGUGUCAAUCCAUUAACGGCCUACUUCAUGCUCAAUGAGCAUGCAAAACUAAAACCCGGUGAUUGCCUUAUUCAGAAUGGGGCGACGAGCGCCGUUGGCAUUUACGUAAUGCAGAUGUGUAAACAGAUGGGUGUGAGAACAAUAAAUCUUUUUAGACCCCGUGACACACCAGAAAAGACGGAGUCCACGCGUCAGGCGCUUCUAGACUUCGGAGGCACCGUGGUUCUUACGGAAGAGGAGCUGAAACAACGGAAAGACUUUAGUGAAUUGGGCAAAAUUAAAGUGGGCCUUGAUUGCUUGGGUGGUCGGCCAGCUCUGACCAUAAUCAAGAGCCUCGAUCAACAUGGGCUCCUCAUAAAUUAUGGUGGAAUGACAAGACAACCAAUUCCAACUCCCAUUAGUGCUCUUAUCUUUAAAGGUAUUCAAAUUCGCGGAUUUUGGCUUUCGGGAAGAAGGAAUCAAUCGCAUUUAGCGGAGGAGAUACAGGCAAGGCUUGAUGAACUUUCAAAUUGGAUAAUUGAUGGGAAACUCAAGCUCUCUCCUGCUGAAUUAUUUCCGCACUUGGAAUGGAAGGCUGCCGUUUCCAAGGCUCUAUUCAAGGAUGAUACGCCCAGGGAUUUGCCACGCAAGAACGUGUUGUCCUUCCCAGAGGUCUCUUAA